AUGUCCUCGCUGGUGAAGGAGGACCUGGCGAAGAGGCUGUUCGGCCCCCGGCGGCAGAGGCUGCACGAGUUCAUCGAGGUGGAGGGCGCGGGCGCCCAGCGCUAUUACCUGUGCGCCGCAGUAACUAAAAAUAAAGAAGUAGAAAUAUGUAUGGUUAAACACUGGCGAGUGGACCGAGAGGAGAAAUAUGAAAUAGUUGAAAAGUGGUUUUUGAAAGAUCUGGAGAUGAUUGAUGGAAAAGAAGCAGAUACAGAUAAUCCAUAUUUUGAUAUGCAUUUCCACAAAGUCUACAAUAUGGAAGCAUAUAGUUGUGCAUCUAAAUAUACCUUUGCUCGAACACUAAACAAACUGAAUGCCAUGUACCUUAAGAAGGACUUCAAGAUUGUGAACUUUGAUGACACCUACCUAAAUGAUGAUUCAAUCUGGUCAUCCAGCAAUAGAGAUUUCUUAGUAGUUAUGAGGGUUUGCUUCUAUGCUUCCAACCUUUUAUGUCUCUCCCUCUGUCGUUUGUCCUAAAGAUGUCUUUUCUAACAUUAAGGUGACUGGUUGACUUUCACUGACCAGCAUUUCAUAAACUGUCUGAUCAAAAAGUUAGUAGCUGAUAUGGAGUGUCUCCUUUUUAAUUUUACAUGUAAGUAAAAAGUGGAGCAUACUUUUUA
Vidua macroura (Pin-tailed whydah) is the source of this 659-nucleotide messenger RNA. RefSeq names its product exocyst complex component 1 like (gene EXOC1L). NCBI's taxonomy places the organism in Eukaryota, Metazoa, Chordata, Aves, Passeriformes, Viduidae. Bases 1 to 516 code for a protein of 171 amino acids. The transcript is spliced from 3 exons. The record is from RefSeq and is a predicted model, not a curated record.